AUCCACAUCAAAAUUUCCUACAUUUCUUUUUAAAAUUUCCUACAUCUCAAUUACUAGUAAUAAGGGAUUGAAAAAAUUGUGGUCAGUAUAAGCAGGGAUAUUCCUUUUCCCAGAGCACCCUCCAGAAGAUCACCCCUGCAUUUCUCCUACUACAUUCAACACCUUUGUCAGCCAUACCUCCACUAGUUUUUUCAUGGCAGCACCUUCUCUUCUUUCAAUUCUUGAAUGUUGAUCUCAAUUACCCCUUUCACUUACCAUUAUUAGAGGCUCAAACCGCCAAUGUUAAACAUGGAAAGCCUCUUAAUCUUAAAACCCACAUCACCAUUUUUGCAUUCUUAUUGUUCUCCGUCUUCUCUUACCGUUCCUUUUAAUCCACCUACAACACCCAGAAAUUGUUGCAGAAAUAGCUGCCGAUUAGUUAAAAAGUUUCAGUCUUUGAGCCCUUCUUGUUCUACUAAGAAACAGCAGCAAAAUACUCUUCAGAAAUCUCCUCCUCCUCAAAGUCUUAGACGUUUAUUGAAUUGGAAUACUAAAGGUGAAGAUGAUGAACAGAAAUCUGGUGAUUUAGUUAGUUCUAGAAAUGGAGGUGAAGAUGAAGGAAUGGAUAUGGAAGGUGGUACUGCUCUUAAAGGUACUCUUGUUGCUGGGUUGUUUUUAGUUGGUGUUGUUGGUGGAUUUGGUGCUGUUGGGUAUGUUUAUAAGGAUCAAAUUAAUUCCUUUUUGACCCAGUUUUCUUCUUUCAUUGAAGGUUAUGGGCCUGCUGGGUAUGCUCUUUUUGUGCUUGUUUAUGCUGGACUUGAGGUACUUGCAAUUCCAGCUAUUCCAUUGACACUGUCAGCAGGUCUUCUAUUUGGUUCUGUGAUUGGCACUGUUAUUGUUUCUAUUAGUGGAACGUUGGCAGCAAGCAUUGCUUUUUUAAUUGCCAGAUACUUCGCCCGUGAGCGUAUAUUAAAACUUGUUGAAGGAAACAAGAAGUUCCUUGCAAUUGAUAAAGCCAUUGGAGAGAAUGGUUUCAGAGUUGUCACGCUUCUUCGCUUGAGUCCCUUGCUUCCUUUUUCCCUGGGGAAUUAUUUGUAUGGAUUGACAUCGGUCAAAUUUGUCCCCUAUGUUUUGGGAAGUUGGCUGGGGAUGCUUCCAGGAACUUGGGCCUAUGUGAGUGCUGGAGCUUUUGGACGGGCGGUUAUCCAAGAAGAAUCCGUACUUAAUUUGUCCGGUGGAAAUGGAGGAAAUGGACAACUUCUUACACUGGGGCUGGGAUUAUUAGCAACAGCUCUGGCUGCAUCUUAUGUCACAAAACUUGCCAAGGAUGCAAUGAAGGACAUUGAGUGAUAAGAGAAAGCUUGUUGGUGUUGUAGGUUGUAAAAUCCUUAGAUUACAUUUUAAAUUUGUAAAUUGUAAGAUAGAAUUCUUAAUUUAAUGUUAACUUCCUUUUUGAUUUGCUCAAAUCAUGUGAAAUAUAUAAAUAAAUGAGGAUAAUAAAAAAGCAUUAAGCA
This is a messenger RNA of Amaranthus tricolor (Joseph's coat), 1493 nucleotides long. RefSeq lists its product as uncharacterized. NCBI's taxonomy places the organism in Eukaryota, Viridiplantae, Streptophyta, Magnoliopsida, Caryophyllales, Amaranthaceae. The coding region runs from base 280 to 1329 and encodes 349 amino acids. The transcript is spliced from 7 exons. The record is from RefSeq and is a predicted model, not a curated record.